Molecule: messenger RNA, 3569 nt
Organism: Cylicocyclus nassatus
Lineage: Eukaryota; Metazoa; Nematoda; Chromadorea; Rhabditida; Strongylidae
Source: the annotation of a GenBank genome assembly
AUGCUUGAACGAAAUGGUUCAGUACGAUCACGUGCCAGAAGUCUCGAAAUGGGGCGACCGGACACAUUGGAGCCGUUGCGAGGCAAAUUGAAUAAGGACGAGUUUAGCCCCGAAUUGCUCGAUGCUCUUGACGAAGUGGCCGAUGAUGAAUCGCUGCUAUUGGAAGCAUGUCGUCAGGAUAACCUAUAUCCAAUCUACUUUGAGCACAUAAAUACUGGCCGAAUGCAGUACGCAUUGUUGUUUCUGUUCUCGCUGUGUGUAGCGCAGACAUUGCUGACGAUUCUUCUUCAAGAAUGGAUCCUCUUAGCACUGCUCGUUGUUAUUGAUGUUGUCGUAUUGGGUUGGACUAUUUUUCACAAAGGAAACUCGUACGUGCUCUCGUCUGUUGUGAUUGUUUGCUCUGUGGUUCUUCUCGCAUGUGCACCAUACAUAGUACACUCAUCACUUACAGUUCUAAUACUGUUUCUUUGCUAUACUCUACUUCCACUACCUCUUCUUCCUACUGCACUGGCAGCAGCAGUUGUGUCGGCAACGGGUCUUUCCAUACAAAUUAUCAAUAAUGCUAAUUAUACAAUGCUUGUCUCGCAUGCUAUCCUCUUCUUUGCCAUCAAUAUCGUUGGUUUUUUCGUGUUCUAUCCAAUUGAGCUGGUGCAAAGGAAAACAUUUCGGGAAACGAGAAAAUUCGUCGAAACAAGGAUGAUGCUGGUGCGAGAAAUGGACAAACAAGAGAAGAUUCUACUCUCCGUAUUGCCGAAACACAUAGCCUAUGAGGUGAAGAGCCAUAUGGACAAAAGCGAAGAGGGCUUGUUUCAUAGGAUUUACAUCAAGAAACACGAGAACAUCAGUAUCCUCUUCGCUGAUAUUUGCGGAUUUACAAACUUGGCCUCGGAAUACACUGCUGAGGAGUUGGUGCUAAUGCUGAAUGAGCUCUUUGCACGCUUCGACGCCCUUGCUGCCCAACACAAUUGCAUGCGAAUUAAAAUUCUUGGCGAUUGCUACUACUGCGUCAGUGGACUUCCAGAUGUAAAUCACUAUCAUGCUGCUUGCACAGUGGAAAUGGGACUCGAUAUGAUUGAGACCAUCAAACUUGUUCGAGAAAUGACCCGAGUGAAUGUAAACAUGCGUGUCGGCAUACAUUCUGGAAGAGCUCAUUGCGGAGUCCUCGGCUUGAAAAAAUGGCAAUUUGACGUCUGGAGUGACGACGUCACACUGGCGAAUCACAUGGAAGGCGGUGGAUUGCCAGGGAGGGUCCACAUUACCAAAGCUACAUUGGAUGCCCUCAAUGGGGAAUACAUCGUAGAAGAAGGCCAUGGCGCUGAACGGUCGAAAUAUCUGGCUGAUCACCAUGUGGAAACGUUUCUAGUUGUGGAAGCAAAGAAUAAAUCGGUAUCGGCCCAUCCGCAAGCUCGAUUGAACGCAAACAAAGAGCUGCGUCUUACUGGCCAUGCAAGCAAAUUACAAAGAGGUCAAAGUCUACGGCAAGCCGUGAAGCCGACAAAACCGUUGAAAGAUGACGUUGAAAAUCAUCUAAAACAAGGUAUUCAGGCAAUAAAUAAAGAAAAUUGGCGACAAACACAUUGUAAACGUUUCACACUUGAAUUCGAGAAAAAACAUGUGGAGAAAAAGUUUUUGGAGAUCAAAGAGUCAGCACUGCUUGCUCAAAUCUGCUGCUACUUCUUCAUUUUUGUUUUGGCAUGUUGGAUUCUAAUUAUUGGAAAAAUGAGCAGUUCAACUAUGUUCAUUUGUAUGAGUGUGGUGAUCAUAGCGCUCGUCCUUUUGCUCAUCUACAUAGCACUUAAAGCUUUUUUGUUGAGAAAUGCGAAACGAGGGGCGAAGAAGCUGAAAUGUUCGCGGAGUGUUCGGAUUUUUUUCAUUUUCGCUAUCGUACUGCUUGCACAUUCCACAGUCAUCAGCGCUAUCAAUCACGAUCCAUGUAACUUUGAAUGCACAACAGCAGGUCCCAUCCUCAGCAAUUCCUCUUGUGUGGAAAUCCCGACUGGACAAGUAGAGCUAAUAUUUGAGACGAGUUUAUUACUCCUACUAUCCAUAUGCGUCUACCUGGCAUUGCUCUCCUCAUCCAAGGUUGGUAUCGCUACCGUACUCAGCGUAACCGGAAUCACACUGAUGUGGCUCUUCCCUGAUCCACAAUUUAGCAAUCGGCAAUUUCAUGUCUGGUUGCAUAGAAAUCAAUUUUUCCAUAACUUCACAAUCGUUGACCAAUUGGAGGCAUACUGCAGCGAUGUAUCACCAAUUGACGAUUUGCGCAUCUUUUUCACUGUUACGGCAAUUUUUGGAGUUGUGCUGAUUAUGAUGCAGACUCGACGAUCAGAACUAAUUUCUAGAUAUGACUUUAUAUGGAAGCUACAGGCCCUCCACGAACAAGUUGAAAUGAAAAAGAAGCAUGCACAGAACAGAAGCAUCCUAGAAAAUAUUUUACCCAGCCAUGUCGCUAAACAUUUCUUGGAAGAUAAAGUAAACAGCAAAUCUAAGGAACUCUACCAUGAGGCUCGUGAUUAUGCAUGCAUAAUUUUUAUCACGAUAACGGACUUCAGUAAAUUUUACAUGGAACUCGAUGCAAAUAAUGAAGGAGUGGAAUGCUUACGUCUACUGAACGAGAUAAUCUCUGAUUUUGAUGACUUACUCGAUAGGGAUGAAUUCAAAUGCAUAGAAAAAAUCAAGACGAUCUCAACGACAUACAUGGCAGCUAGCGGAUUAUAUGGAAAGACCGAGGACAAUUCACAUGUGGUCGCUGUAGCACGUUUUGCUCAAGCCCUGUUGGUGAAAAUUCAGUCAAUAAACGAGCACAGUUUUAACAAUUUUGAUUUACGCAUAGGUAUCAACACUGGACCGGUGGUUGCUGGUGUGAUUGGACUGAUGAAACCACACUAUGAUAUCUGGGGCAACUCAGUGAAUGUGGCUAGUCGCAUGGACUCUUCCGGUGUGCCUGGAAAAAUUCAGGUCACUGAGGAGACAAAAAGCAUUUUGGAAAAGGAAGGAUUUGAGUUCGAGUGUCGUGGAGAGAUCAACGUGAAAGGCAAAGGACUAAUGACAACAUACUUUCUCGUCAAAGGCCCGUAUGAAAUUGUGGGAACCGUAAAGGACGAACAGGACCAAGACCAGAACCAAGUAGAAGAAUUUGUUUGAACUUUUCGCUCUAAGUAGUGACACACAUAUCUUCUGUGACUCUCAGUGUUGACGCUCGUUUAGGUGCUAUUCUCUGAUAAAUUGAGCCUAAAUGCUUAGUAGUUUGUGCAUGUACGUGAUUACUUAUGCUGUGAUACUAGCAAUGAUACUGUUUCUGCUGUGUAGCCUUCUUUCUAUCCUUAUCUGUGUGUGUGUUUGCGCCGAAAGGCGCAGGUUUGAUGUCGUUGUUGGCUCACGGGUUUUUCGGCUAAUUGUGAUCUGCUACGUUAACGUAUCUGUGAGUGGCUUCUCUCGUUCCCUAGCAAAUGCUUUAACCCCUUCAUAUUGCUAUAGAUCAAUGAGGUGAAAGAAUGUUUUUAAAUGUUUUUUGACGUAAAUGAAAUCAAAUGCUAUAACUUCAUGUGAUUGCAAUAGAUUGUUGAAUU